Molecule: messenger RNA, 510 nt
Organism: Entrophospora candida
Lineage: Eukaryota; Fungi; Glomeromycota; Glomeromycetes; Entrophosporales; Entrophosporaceae
Source: the annotation of a GenBank genome assembly
AUGAUCAAUGGAGAUCACGGAGCAUAUUUUGUUAAUGAUACAGGUGGUUAUGCAUUAUCCCAAAGAAGGAACGCAGACGGCAAAAUCGAAAUAUCAAUAGUCGGUCCAAACUCAAUUAAAGGUUUACUUAUUUACGCACAUGACGUAAUUGGAAAUCGCAUUGGUAAUUUCGAAACAAAGGUUAAAGGCGUUGUAUCGAAAACUGAUUGUGGUGGAACUGAUACCGGGAUAAGUGAUGUAUAUAUUGAAGCUAUGAUUGUCAGAGAAUUUAGAUCUUGGUAUAUAUUAAAGAAAAUAAAAUUUGAUUAUACGGAUCCAACUUCAUCUGUUGAGAUCGAUCCUAAUGCUAAACCAACAGCCUCUACCAAUAACAAUCAAUUUUUUGAUAGAUUUGGUUUUUUUUCAAUAGCAUUCACUUGUGCUUUAUUAAUUUAUUCAUUUGGCGCAUUUGUUGAAUACUUGUUAAAAAAACAAGAUAUCAAAGCAAAAACAUUUUUAAAGUCUUUUUAA